AUGUCUUCACAAGAAUUCAUCCAACUACAAGGGUAUAGCAUGUAUGGAAGCCUUCAUUCAUGGACAAUCGACGUUCUUAAUAAAUCGUGGGAUUACGAUUUGGCUAGAUUAGCUUUGAAGCUUGUAGCAUCACAUGUUUCUGGAAAGCAGACUAUUUGCCCGUGGCCAACACCACGACGGCUGCUCCGGCAUGUAGCUAGAUGUUCUAAUCUAAUAUCCAACGGCUUGGUUGCAGAAGAUGGCAUAGAAUGGGCUUGCCACAGCUUAGGAGAUCUCUUCGCAGACCAAGGCAAGCUCGCUAAGGCCGAGCAGAUGUAUCGACGGGCGCUACAAGGAAAGGAAAAGUCAUUGAGUCCCGAGCACCUGUCGACGCUCGACACGCUCAACAACUUAGGGCUCGUCUAUGUCGAUCAGGGCAGGCUGGCUGAGGCCGAGCAGAUGUAUCAACGGGCGCUACAAGGAAAGGAAAUGUCAUUGGGUCCCGAGUACCCGUCGACGUUCAACACGCUCAACAACUUAGGGCUCCUCUAUAUUAAUCAGGGUAGGCUGGCCGAGGCUGAGCAGAUGUAUCAACGGGUGCUUCAAGGCAAGGAGAUGGUAUUUGGUUCUAAGAACCCGUCGACACUCGAGAUAGUCAACAACUUCGGGGUCCUCUAUAUCCGUCAGGGCAAGCUGGCCGAGGCUGAGCAAAUGUAUCAACAGGCGCUACAAGGUAAGGAGAAGGUAUUAGGCCCCAAGCACCCGUCAACGCUCGAUACGGUCAAUAACUUAGGGGUCCUCUAUGUCGAGCAAGGCAAGCUGGUCGAGGCUGAGCAGAUGUAUCAACGGGCGCUUCAAGGCAAGGAGAGGGCAUUAGGUCUUGAGCACCUGUCGACGCUCGAUAUAGUCAACAACUUAGGGGACCUAUAUACCCGUCAAGGCAAGCUGGCCGAGGCCGAGCAGACGUACCAGCGGGCGCUGUGGGGAUUUAAGAAGAUACUUGGUAUAGAUAAUACUACGACUUAUAUUCCGGCGCUAAACACUAUCCGGGCCAUCGGCUCUCUCUUUGAGCGACAAAUCGACUUAGCAAAGGCAAGGGAAAUGUAUUCAAAGGCUCUAGUAGGAUAUGAGAAAGUCGUUGGACCUAACCAUGCAAGGGCUCGAAGCUUGCGGGACCACCUUCAGGCUUUAGAUGCCAUGGCAGAAAAUAGGCACAAGGCUGAUAUGCAGAUAAAGGAUAGACAAACAUCCAGUGGCUCCCGCAGAGGCUCUAGUCAUUUUGACUCUGGAGAGUCUAAUUCAUCAAUUGAUAAUGGCUCAGUCUUCUCUGUUCCUAUUUCACUUCCUAGUGAUACAACCGUAGGAUCUGGGACGGAAAGAAUUAACGCAAUGCUCACUCAGGAAUUUGCAGGUCUGCUCUAUCAAGACGAAGCCUUGAUAUCUCUUGUUUCGGAAGCUGUAUCAAAAAAGAGAAUUGGGUUGGACAGAAUGCGAAAUAACUUUCGGAAACUGCUUAAGCACUUUGCUGGGGACCUCAAGGCGGAAAUUUCCACUGAUCAUCAUCGGGCUAUUGUGGCUUUUGUGAGCUCCUAUUCAACCAAUAUUACGCGGGAACUCUUCUCAAAACCUUCCCUGGGUGACUGGGAGGUGGAAGUCCGAAUUCCAGAGCCCGUGGGAAACCCCCAUACUGCCAUGGACCGUCGAGAUAUGGUGGAAGAAUAUCUUCAUAUGACAUUUGAUUCUAUCGAGUCUACCGACCCUACUAACUUUGAUUCCAACGACCCCAGUAAGCUUAGCGAUGACAGCGACCAAGAUUCUGUAGCUGAAGGAGCUGGUGAAGAAGAGCCAUAUGAUGACUCGCUAAAGCAUCUGGAGCAAUUGGAGUGCUUCAUCCUAGAAAGUGUCGCGUAUCAGACUCUUUGCCGACGACUCCACGAGUUCAUCUACCCCACACUGCGAUCUAGACUCCGAGGCCUGGUAGCUAUGUGGUCAAGGCUUGAUCAUAGGUAUCAUGCCUAUGUUACUCGCUACAAGUUUUAUAAUACAAUCGCCGAGCUACAAUACAUUCAUCCGAGUAAGAUUCGAUUCGAGCGAAGCCAGAAGGCCGGUAAUCAUCUAUGGAAGAUUAUGAGCUACUAUCAGAAUAGGAUAGAGUGUUGGACCGGAGAGCAUUGGGAUUGGUGGCCUUUGCCUGUGUAUCCGAGACCCUUGGAUGAAGGGGAGACACGAGUCCGAUGGGAAUGCACAUGCGGUGAGGACAGAUGGGCAGAAGUGCCUCGGCCUUUUGCCAAGCGCCUCAAAUCAAUCAUUCGCAGUUUUCCCGAGUCCAGUAUCGCCAUGCAGGACUUACAGCCUCCCCCUACCUCAUAUCGACAAAAUUCGAGCGGCCCUCCUGAUAGAAACGGCGGUGCUCCCGGCCAGUUUUCCAAGAAUAGACAAGGAAAUAUGCAGCCAGCCAGCUCAUCGUCAGCCAAUGCACCUCAGUUUAGGACGCCUGGGCUCAAAACUGAGAUUGUCGACAUCAACAUACCCAAUCAUCGCGUCCUUUUCAUUGUCAAACAGGGUGCGGAGUAUAAGCUAGCACAAAUUUGUGUUGAGGGACUCAGUUGUCACAUUUUCUUUAGCACAGUGAGGCAAAAGUAUUUCCAGCUUCGAGGGUUUCUCCGAAGCUGGUUCAGCGUCUGGCGGUAUUCUCAUUGCGACUUCUAUAAGGCAAUGUGA
Venustampulla echinocandica is the source of this 2700-nucleotide messenger RNA. RefSeq lists its product as uncharacterized. Gene Ontology annotation, molecular function: protein binding. NCBI's taxonomy places the organism in Eukaryota, Fungi, Ascomycota, Leotiomycetes, Helotiales, Pleuroascaceae. Gene Ontology annotation, cellular component: kinesin complex. The record is from RefSeq and is a predicted model, not a curated record. The transcript is spliced from 4 exons. Bases 1 to 2700 code for a protein of 899 amino acids.